UUUCCAAAACGUAGCUUGGACAGUUUGAACACAAACCUGCAGCGAUUUCGUGACAAUGGAUCGUUAGUGAAAAACGCCAAACACUAUCAAAAUGUGAUACAUGAUUGCUUCUUUAACAUCCCCCUAGAACAAGUGGCUAUACCAGGGCUCCACCUAACACUUGGGAUAUAUUUAAAAAUGUUCAACAACUUGGAAAGCUACUGUCAAGAAGUUGAUUUAAGAAUUGCCACAAUUCAUGCUCAAACUACUGAUGGUGAAAUUAAUAUUAAAUUUGCAGAGUUUAUGGCAAAUAUGAGAAUUUUAAUCAAUUUACAAAAUGAGUCAAAAGAAUUGGAGGACGAGUAUGAUAACCAGCAGGAACAUAUGAACUGGAUGGUUAUAUCUAAACAAAUUACCAAGGAUGAGUUUGAAAAAAACUACAAACCAGAGUUGGAUAACUUAGAAUUUGAACUGAAGGAGAAACAUAGAAGCAUAAAAGCAUUCAAAGAAAAGUACCAAUUGGAAAUUGGAUCUGGUCCUUGCGUAUCAUCCCUAGACGAUACACUGCAGGAGCUUGGUGUUGAGAGGCAGGCGUACCACGGAAAAAGCUUUAUUGGCAACCAUUGUCAUAAAAUGCUCAAGGAUGGCAACAUAAAGUAUUUAUGUGAUCGUAUUCCUGAAAUUGUACAGAAUCAAUGUGAUGAUCAAGUUUUAUAUCUGGAGUGUCAAGAAACAUGCAAGAAGUUUGAACAACUGUUCAAGCUGUAUGGUUCGUGUCACUCAAUAUUCAAUUCUUCAUGUAUUAUGACCCAAGAAAUGUUAUCAAAUUUAGAGACAUCUAUCAAUCAGUUCAUGUGUUAUUUAAGAGUUAAUUGGCCUUCAAUAUACAUCAGUCCAAAGCUGCACAUACUAGAAGACCAUGUAUUGGAUUUUGUAAACAAGUGGAGAACGGGCUUAGGUUUUUAUGGUGAACAAGGUGGAGAAUCUAUUCACCACGAUUUGCAUCGUAUGAGAAUAAAUUAUUCAAACAUCAAAAACCCAGUUGACAGGCUCAAAUACAUUAUGAAACAGCACCUUUUGACAACAAAUCCAGAAGCUCAAGACUUGAAGCCAGCAGCUAAAAAGCGUAAAUUUACAAAAGGCGAGGAAGAGUAGUGACAGAAUUUUCUACUAGCUGU
Hydractinia symbiolongicarpus is the source of this 1157-nucleotide messenger RNA. RefSeq lists its product as uncharacterized. Bases 178 to 1134 code for a protein of 318 amino acids. The transcript has 5 exons. NCBI's taxonomy places the organism in Eukaryota, Metazoa, Cnidaria, Hydrozoa, Anthoathecata, Hydractiniidae. The record is from RefSeq and is a predicted model, not a curated record.